Eruca vesicaria subsp. sativa (arugula) is the source of this 638-nucleotide messenger RNA. NCBI's taxonomy places the organism in Eukaryota, Viridiplantae, Streptophyta, Magnoliopsida, Brassicales, Brassicaceae. The record is from the annotation of a GenBank genome assembly.
UCUGAAGAUCUUUGAGUACUAAUCCAUGGCAAUCUCUCACGUUCAUCCUAUGUUUCUUCUGAUCCUAUCAGUCGCCUUCUUACCUACUUUGCUGGCCCAGAGCUCCUUCUUUACCAACUGCAGCCCAGUGUAUGGCGGAAUCAGAGUUACUGGUAUGAAGGAAUUCAUCGAGCAGGGGAGAAAAAGCUUUAACUUAACCUGCUCUACAGGUACAACACUCACUGAAGGAGUCAUUAUUGCGGUAGUUAAACGAGGCUACAAUUUAGGACCAAUCUUAAAUGCACAACGAUACCAUCUCUGUGAUUUGAUCGCAUGUCCUGUUGCACCUGGCUCUUUAGUGAUUACUUUUCCCAAACUAUAUCCUGUUGGCAUAAAAUGGCAUGUCAAUACAAAAAUAGUCUUAAACGCAGGCCUUGGUAAGAUCGUAAAUGGAGUGCCAGUGCCGGCCGAUGGAAGUCUGUGUGUCGACAUCGAUGAUUAUUAUUUUCCAUGAUCACAAGGAAAUAUUGUGUCCCGUCUUCCCUUGCGUAAUAUCAGAAGCGUGAUUUUUAUGAGAAAAUGUGUUCUCAGCAUUUUCUAUGUCGUUUUCUCUCUUUGGUGUGAUGUACUGUUUGUUAUCCAAGAAAUAAAAAGUGGUU